AUGACGGGAAGCAGCAUUGGAAAGCGGGGGUUGGCGCAGAUGUUCGCGAAGGCUGGAUUUUACAGUGCCUCCCAAGAGGUGGUUGAGAUGAUCACUUCAGAGAACAAGGUGACCGGGAACACGAGCAAGGAGCCACAGCGAGGAAACCCCCGCCAGGCUGGCACAGCAGUUGCAUUUGCAGCUGGCCACGCUGCCGAAUUAACCUGGGCAGCUGGGAGUGGAUCCGGAGGCGGAAAGCUGUUCCGAUGGGUCCUUAAGCCUCUAUCGCUUUUGUUGAUGCUUUGCGGUCGAGAAACACAUGGAUAA
Molecule: messenger RNA, 306 nt
Organism: Histoplasma capsulatum G186AR
Lineage: Eukaryota; Fungi; Ascomycota; Eurotiomycetes; Onygenales; Ajellomycetaceae
Exons: 2
Coding region: 1-306 (101 amino acids)
Source: RefSeq, a predicted model, not a curated record